AUGAGAAAUGUGAAUGGUUUGACAUUUUUGUGCAGUAUGGCUGCUGCAAAUGCUGGACAGAUUAACCAUGCGCAGCCUGGCCCCAUUGACACGUCAGUGUUGACGUUGCAGCCCAACCAUCGAUCAGAAGCCAUUUGGAAUGGGCAGGAUCCAGGGUCCCUUAAAUGUCGUGCCCGUAGUGAAGAGUUCUCGAAUCGAGAGCCAAUGGUGGAUGAUCGAGUGAUUGACAUCAUUAAGGCACUUGGUUUGGAGGGACUUCUCAGGACUCCGGGUAGAGAGAUUGAUCAUGGCCUGAUAACGGCCUUAGUGGAGCGAUGGCGGCCCGAGACUCACACAUUCCACAUGCCGCAUGGUGAGGUCACCAUCACAUUGCAGGAUGUGGAGGUUCUGCUUGGACUUCCUGUUGAUGGUGACGCUAUAACAGGGAGCACACAAAAAAUAUGGGAGACUGUGUGCGAUGAGUACCUUGGCUUUCGACCUGCCAAUGAAGACCAUCUGGAAUGUAGUGGCCAGAGGAUUCUCAUCAAACGGCUUUUGGAGCAAGUUGCCCAUCCACUGCCGCCUAAUGCUGAAGACGAUGAAGUGCAUAGGUACGCACGAUGCUACAUCCUAGCACUAUUGGGGGACACAAUCUUCAUGGACAAAUCCGGUGAUAGGGUGCAUCUAAUGUGGGUGCAGCAGUUGGAAGACCUUCGCAACCCACGAAGGUAUAGUUGGGGAAGUGCUUGCCUUGCAUGGCUGUACCGACAGUUAUGCAAGGCAAGUGAUAAGAAAGCCAGUCAGAUUGGUGGGUGUUUAUUGUUGGUCCAGUAUUGGGCGUGGGCCAGAUUCCCCUUUUUGUGCCCGGCAGUUGAGCGUGGCCCACCAGUGGGUGCUUAUGGUCCUCCAGUGCGUGGUCCACUGUCCCUUAAGUAAGUCUGUACCUUAGUAACUUCAUUUACAAUAUGUGAUCAUUACCUAAGCUUACAAUCAUGUAACUUAAAAUUUAAAUUUUUAUUUUUAUUUAAAAGGGUUGUACGAAUCAUUUAUGUCAACAUUUAAAAAUGUUAA
Molecule: messenger RNA, 1050 nt
Organism: Quercus robur (English oak)
Lineage: Eukaryota; Viridiplantae; Streptophyta; Magnoliopsida; Fagales; Fagaceae
Product: protein MAIN-LIKE 2-like
Exons: 2
Coding region: 1-915 (304 amino acids)
Biological process (GO): meristem maintenance; meristem development
Source: RefSeq, a predicted model, not a curated record